GUGCCGUUUGCAGUCUGUGCCGUUGUCUGAUAGGAUUGUCAUAAGGAGACGAGGGGACACACUGGUGUAGUCAAGACAGUUAAAGCGAAUGGUGACCUGACAGAGAUGACCGGUGCAGGAUUGUGUUGUGCCAGCCUGGAGGAACCAAAGACCCUGAUGAAGAUGGGUCUGAGCAUGGUCCUCGUUGGCCACGUGAACUUCCUGUUGGGAGCGCUGGUACACGGUGUGGUGCUACGACACAUCAACCUCCACAAGCAGGCCCGGGCCAUGGAGUACGCCAUCUCUAAUGUGGUGGCUAUGACCUCUGGCCUGGUGGGAGUUGUUGUUGGCAUUCUGGCUAUUGUCCUGUCUAAAAACAAGAAGAGUAGAUGCCUGACGUGGUCACUUUUCGCUGUCAGUUUGGCAGCAGCAGUGAUGGCAGCAGCUUCAGCCAUCGGACUCUUGGUGUCUGUGGUGAGGGCCAUCAUUCAUGGCGGGCGGAGCCUGCUGACUCACUGCCGCUUCCCCGAUGCCAUAGGCUACUCCAGCAUCACUAACGAGUGCCCCUUUGACCCCACACGCAUCUAUAGCACCACUCUGAUCCUCUGGGUGCCUCUGAUCGUGACUUGUGUCAUCCAGAUGGUGUUUUCUGCGAGGUGCUUGGCUGUCUGCGUUUCAUUCCUGGGUCUGCCAUGCUGCCCUCACAAGAAGAGACCCAGAGAUUACGGGAGAGCGAUCAAUGUGGUGAGGCCGAUGGAGGAAGCUGCUCCCUCUCGUUACACUGAUUCGCCAAGAAACUACAGUCAACCUCCAGCACGCUAUACUGAACCUCCAAGAAGCAGUCACAAACCUCCAAGACUGAACACCGCACCACCAAAACGGCAGCAACGACCUCCUCCCCCUCCGCAGCAUCCUCCCCGUCAGCACCGGAGUCUUCCUCCCUCGGAGAGGCGGCCUCUUCACCAGCCGCACAGAGAAAGGUCAGGCAGAGAAAGGCCAGAAACGAGGGCUGGCAGCCAGCAAAGGGCACCGGAGGAACACCAGCUGCUGAAGAGGGGCACGAUGGAAAGGUCCAGCUUCUGGAUUUAGCCGUAUUUGACAGGCCAGAGCUUCGUCAAGAAGUAGGGCUGUGAGGCGAUGUACUGAUGCCGCUGCUUCCAACGUUGUGCUCACCAACCACGUUUUCCUGCCUUCAAAGGACUCUGAGACUGAGGAUGUUUUAUUUAGCAAUACAGUGGACCUCAGCUUGAACCCAAUGCAUGAAACUUCUGCUGCUUAGAGCAUCGGUGCUGUGUGUGUGUGUGUGUGGAAUGCCAGAUAUGUGAGUGUGUUUCUGUGUUGACAAGGGCCAAAUUAUUCAUAUCAGGUUCCAAAGAUGAAACUGAUCCUAUGAAGUGGAGACAUGGUGCCAGCUAAGGCUAAGUUUAAAGAAAUGGUUGAGCACUUUGGAAAAUAUGAAUUUCCUCUUUAGGAGUUAAGAUGUGGUUAGCUUGAUGUAGCAUAAAGACCUGAAGUUGAACUAUACUUUAAUGACUCACGUUUACACAUAUAAUGGAGGUAAGGAAUUAGGAAAUGUCCCCACAAAUGAAACACAGUGUGUGUGUGUGUGUGUGUGGAUGUGCCUUCAACCUUUCACCUGCUGUUGCCAAGGCUGAAACUCUGGUUUGUAUUUUUGAAUAAUUGAGGAAAAAGUUUGUGUGCAUUUUUUCUGCAGUUUCAGUCAUCGAAAAGCUAGUUUCAUGAGAAACUUGUGCUGUAAGAUUUUGUAUUUAUUACCCUAAGUAAAUAAAGUUUUUAUUCAAAUGUAUACAACUUUUUCUGUGUGUUUUUAUACCUGAACUCUGUCACUGAAAACGUUUCUUUUUAAUAUGUGGUAAUGCAGCAGCUAUAGUGACCUGACAGGUAUGACUGGUUACACUCAAGUUGCUCAAGUUGACACACUGAAAUGUUGGUACAAACACAUUUCACCCACAUCCUGUCAGGUCUAUGUUAAUAAGGGCCUACAUUGCUCUUUGACAGACUGCAAAUGCAUGACAGCAGCGUUCAACUGUCAGACCAGACAUUAGCCAUGUCCACAAUGAAAUACUGUGCUUCACUCCACACACAUUCUAAACAAGCAGAAAUGAGGAAACAGUCCACACGUGCAGCUUUGAAACACUUAUCGUAUAUUGCGAUCUCAGGUCCAACGAAACAAACAUGACAUCCUCACGUGAGGUUUUCAUGCAACAGAAAAAAUAGGAAGGAAGGAAAGAGAGGUUAGGAGGGCAGAAAGAAGGGGGCGUAUUUAUCCAACACAAGGUACCAGUUUAUCAGAGGCAGUGAGAAUAGAAAAGGGUUGAACUGUAAUAGAUCACGGGGUAGCAACUGUUGUUUCCUUAUCCUACCAGCAGAAGGCAGUGACACUACAGGAUCUCCAAAGCAGAGGUGCGGCUGGUUAGGAAGCUCCUGUGCAAAUGUUUGGUUAAGUUAACCUUAGAUCAGUCUAAUGUCAUGUGGAUGCAGCAUCGCCAGCACAGACUCUCAGGCUCUGAUUGGUAACUCACUUUGCCACCAUUGCACACAAUUCAGUUUGUGAGGUAGUAAAAUGUUGGGCAACACAACAUGUAAAUCACAAUUAGACUGACAUUUCAGACUGAUAUUGGUCUUGUUUAAAAUUUUGAUUUUGUCAGUUAAGUCUGGUACGGUGGAGUUUCCUCUCUGACCUGCGAACAAAAGGUUAUUUUAUUCUCACUUGGCGGACAGAGAAAUCAUCCAGGUGUGAUAAAGUGUUUGGGUUUGAUUCCUCACUUUUCCCAGAGUGUGUAAAUGUCAAUGUCAAUGUCCCAUUUGAGAGGGAUUUCCUAAAACAGUAAGAAUAAAUACUGUAUCUUGUCCAUUGUUCUCUGAGGAGGAGUACAGUAAGGCCAUGGCCAGCUUCGCUAGUUACCAGUGGUGGAGGAAGUAUUCAGUUAGGUAUAAGAAGUAGUACCACACUAUAAAAAGACCCCAUUACAAAUAAAAGUCAUUACACUUACAGAAGUACAGAAAUAUCAGAAAUAAAUAUCAAGUAUCAAAAGUACAAGUACUCAAUAUGCAGAGAUCGACCUUAGUCAGUGUUACAGUAUGACAUUAUUUGAUUAUUAUUGAUGCAUUAAUAUGUAAGCAGGACUUUUAAGUCGUAGUUAGUUCAGGUGGAGCUUAAUUUAAUUUUUAUUACUUUUACUACUUUUGAGUACUUUAAUCUAUACUAAUACAUAUAUUAUGAAGUAAUCAGUUUUUGUGUGUUAAAUCUUAAUCUGAAAAAUAAACUCAAGUUGUCAGAUAAAUGCAGUAAAGUACAAUAUUUGCCUUAAUGUGAUGGAGAAGAAGUAUUAGGUAGCAUACAAUUAAAAUAUUCAAGUAAUGUACUGUAGUAUUGUUCUGAUAUGUGUCCAGUACUUGAGAAAAUGUACUUAGUUACGUUCCACCACUGCUAAAUACACACAUAGAAUUGGUAUCAGCCUAUAAAAUACAGAAAUGCCAGUAUAACAGCAGUGUUUUAUGAUAAAAGAUUCUACUAGUGCUUUUGGAGUGCUCUUCAGUCAAAACCCUUGAGUUUGUCGUGUGUCAUACAAAGACACAUUUUUGAUUGAAAUGAAAAUAGUAUUUUUGUCCCAAACUGUGUCUUCAGUGAUAACAUCAAGGCAACAAGUCCACUAAAUAUGCAGAUUUACUUCAACUGUAAUUUUCUUUUUCAGUCUGCCCAAUGGUUAGCUACUUCACACACUGAAUUUGUAGAGUGUUUGAUCACCAAAAGCAGAAGAUGGCAACAGUGAUCUGGCAAUAGGGGCCUUAAACAGAUGAUAUGAGAGUGGCGCUGGCACUGCUGCAACCAGUGGCUCUGUUUACAUACGUGCACUAUUUCAGAUGGAGGUUUUUAAUGUUUUAUUUAGUCAAGGCUGUGUUUUAAAAGUCUAAUAUCAUACAGUUUAAAGUAGCUUUAAGUCUUACAUUUCAUUAGAAUCAGAGAAGCUGAUUUGAUGCCAUAUCUCCAAGUGUUCUAUGUAAUCCAAAUAUGUUAGAAUAGGUAUCCCAAAUAUUAAAGAUUUCUAUGUGCUAAUAUAAACAUGGCCACUGGUUUCUGUCAGAUUACUACAUAAGUCUGGAAAACCCUGAAAAUCCAAAUCAGAGCAAGCGUCUGAACUUGCUCCUGUCUUGUGAAACAUGUCCCUUCAUUUUACUGCUCUGUAAGCAGACUAAUCCAGGAGGUUAUAAAAGCAUUCAGCUAGAGAGUGAUGAACGAGCCCUUAGUGAGGUUUUUUCCUGUCUGUCAGAGGAAAAGAGAGUGGGGUCAGGGUUUGUCCCAAAGCAAGACAAAUAUUCAGUCAUUUCUGCCUGGUACGGUGCUGAGGAGGCUGCAGAGCUACAAAAAGAUAUACUGCUGUGCGUUAAAUGUUUUUGUGGGUUUUUUUUUCAUUGUCUGGUUCGUAGGAUCAUGCAGUAUAGUGACAGGUUACAACUAUCUUAAGUUUACUGCUCGUUGAUAGAAGAACUUUAAAAUACUUACAAAUUAAGAAACAACACAACAUGGUAAUACUGUAAAAGUUAGCCUCAAGCAUACAGUGCAUAUCCACAUGCACACACACACUUUCAGACCAAAUGCACAGCCAUACUUUAUAAACACAUGGCGGCUCAAACGAUAUGUGCUACUGGUGUCAUUGAUCAAAUGCAUUAUGGGAACUCCUUAUUUCACUAAAGUUUCAUAUUCUUCCACUUAAACAAAACCACAAAUCCCAAAGAGAUCAGCCUUAAUUCACAAUUUCUCUCUCUCUCUGUCACUGUAAACUGGAAUAUGGUCAUCUUAAACAACAUAUCAAAGUAAAAGCACAAUAAUAAGAAUAAAAAUGAAUAAAUAAAACAACAUAAAGGAGGAAAACAAUAUGUACAAAUGAAAAAAAAAACAUUUAAAAUGUUAAAAUCAACAAAAUGCCAGUAGAUAUCCAUAAAAAUCUAAUGGGAUCUUAGGCCUUCUUUUUCUCAAUGAAACAUCAUAUAGCAGUAAAAUCCCAAUAAUCCCCCCCACCCACCUCCAACCCCUCCGAUCACCCAUUCAGAUCAGACCAGGAAGCUACGCUACAUAAUACUGCCUUUCAAUGCCAGAGAGUGUGCACCA
Messenger RNA from Lates calcarifer (barramundi perch), 5110 nucleotides. It is a transcript of the gene tmem54b, whose product is annotated as transmembrane protein 54b. Bases 106 to 1068 code for a protein of 320 amino acids. NCBI's taxonomy places the organism in Eukaryota, Metazoa, Chordata, Actinopteri, Centropomidae. The record is from RefSeq and is a predicted model, not a curated record. The transcript has 6 exons.